GAAUGAGCUCCCUACUUUCUCAAACGUUUACAAUGAUCCGUUCGGCUAUUUUAAGAUCACGGGAAAAACACACGUUCAUAAAUGUAUUGAGGGGUUACCGCUCUGGGUCAGUUCUCCACAGACAUCGAACUUCAAUAUCUGGUUUCACAUCAGCUUUGAACACAGAAACGCAUGUUUCCACUCAACGGGGACAGUUUUUGAAUGUUUUUGUGAGAAACGACAGACCAAGAUUGGACUUCAGGGCCUUUACGACUUGUUCAGAUGAAGGUAGUAACGUUGUUGGAAAAGUCAAAUCAACACAUUAUCAUCUUGUUUACACAUGCAAGGUUUGUUCGACCAGAUCCACUGAGAAGAUAUCCAAGUUGGCGUACCAUCAAGGAGUGGUGAUUGUGACAUGUUCAGGAUGCAAAAAUCAUCACAUAAUUGCUGAUAACCUUGGCUGGUUCUCUGACCUUGCAGGAAAAAGGAAUAUUGAAGAAAUUCUUGCUGCAAAAGGUGAGAUAGUGAAGAGAGUUGAAGGCAGCUCAGCGCUGGAAAUACUAGUGGAUGAAUCUCAGAAUGAUAAAUGCCAAAAUGAUUUGCAUAAAGAAAAGUGUAACACACCAAAAACAUAAAACUGUGAAAAUUCCCAUGUGGUAAUAAAAUGUAUUUUUUAA
Molecule: messenger RNA, 656 nt
Organism: Periophthalmus magnuspinnatus
Lineage: Eukaryota; Metazoa; Chordata; Actinopteri; Gobiiformes; Gobiidae
Gene: dnlz
Product: DNL-type zinc finger
Exons: 3
Coding region: 3-614 (203 amino acids)
Biological process (GO): protein stabilization; protein folding; protein import into mitochondrial matrix
Cellular component (GO): mitochondrion
Molecular function (GO): zinc ion binding; protein-folding chaperone binding
Source: RefSeq, a predicted model, not a curated record